This is a messenger RNA of Plectropomus leopardus (leopard coralgrouper), 5211 nucleotides long. It is a transcript of the gene tmtc2a, whose product is annotated as transmembrane O-mannosyltransferase targeting cadherins 2a. Gene Ontology annotation, biological process: protein O-linked glycosylation via mannose. The record is from RefSeq and is a predicted model, not a curated record. Gene Ontology annotation, cellular component: endoplasmic reticulum membrane. NCBI's taxonomy places the organism in Eukaryota, Metazoa, Chordata, Actinopteri, Perciformes, Serranidae. Gene Ontology annotation, molecular function: protein binding; mannosyltransferase activity.
CACUGAGGACACCGCAGCAUAGAAAUGCGCACAGCUCCGAGCCAAACCCGGCUAUAGCUUCACCUCGCGGCACCCCUGACCCGUCUCUCAACACAAUGGGUUACAGGGAAUAUGGCUAACUUUGCCACACUUUGCAUGUCUCGGGAAAUGCCCUGCGUUGUCUGGAGAGCUGUGCUGCCGAGCGGCUGAAUUGAGAGCACAAUAACACAGAGACUUGAGAGAAGAAGCGGGAGGGAGACCUGAUUCCAGUCAUUUCUGUCCUCUCCCACUUUGGUUUUGAGAGAUGAUCACGGAGCUGGUGUGCACCGCCGUGGCUGUGGGUCUCUAUCUGAACACGCUGGACGCGGAUUUCUGCUACGAUGACAGCCGAGCCAUCAAGACCAACCAGGACCUUCUUCCUGAGACUCCGUGGACCAACAUCCUGUAUGAUGACUUCUGGGGCACCCUGCUCACUCACAGUGGCAGCCACAAGUCCUACCGCCCCCUCUGCACCCUCUCCUUCCGCCUCAACUACACCCUACACGGCCUGCGUCCCUGGGGCUACCACCUGCUGAACGUGGUGUUGCACGGGCUGGUCACUGCCCUCUUCACAGCCUUCAGUCGCUCGCUUCUUGGUGGAGGACUGUGGACCCUGCUGGCUGGCCUUCUUUUCGCUUCUCAUCCAAUACACACUGAAGCUGUCGCUGGUGUGGUUGGCAGGGCAGACGUAGGUGCUGCGUUGUUUUUCUUGCUGUCUCUUCUCUGCUACAUGAGACACUGUGGACUUCGUAGGGACCAACGAGGGACUUUUCAGACCAGGCGAUGUGGUGGCGGCUCAGUGACCCGGUGCUGGGGAUGGAUGCUCGGCAGCUUGUGGUGCGCAGCAGCCAGUAUGCUUUGGAAGGAGCAGGGGGUGACAGUACUGGCCGUGUCAGCUGUGUACGACCUCUUUGUGUUCCAGAGACUCCGGUUUCGCCAGGUGCUUCUCCUCCUGCUGGGAAAGAAAAAGAACAUCAGUGUUAUGCUGAGUCUUGGCGUGCUGGCCUCCUGGGGAGUGAUUCUGUUGUCAGCUCGCCUCUACUGGAUGGGCAACAAGCCUCCCAACUUCUCCAACUCGGACAACCCCGCGGCUGACUCGCCGCAUUUUCUCACGCGGACGCUAACGUUCCUGCACCUGCCGGCCGCCAAUGCCUGGCUGCUGCUCUGCCCGGACAAGCUCAGCUUUGAUUGGUCCAUGGACGCCGUGCCCUUGGUCAGGUCCCUGGCUGACUGGAGGAACUUUCACACUGUUGCCUUUUAUGGUGGAUUUAUCCUCCUGGGUUUGUUUGGCCUCCGUGGCCCCACCUCCAAAGCCAAGGAGAGCAAUGGGAAAGCAUUUGUCACCAAUGGGAAGUCAAUCACCAAUGGGAAUGGUUACCAUGCCCCUGACACAAACCAUAACAUAGAUCAGGGGCCGCCAAAGACCGCCCUGAAUGGGUCAGCUGGACUCCAUCACUGCCCUCCACGGACAUCCUUGCCCCCUACAGAAAACUUAGUACUAUUUUCAUUAGGCAUCCUCUUGUUGCCUUUCAUCCCAGCCACAAACCUGUUCUUUUAUGUAGGUUUUGUAAUUGCAGAGAGGGUACUUUACAUUCCCAGUGUAGGCUUUUGUUUGCUGGUUGCUGCUGGUGCAAGAACCCUGUAUGUCAGACUGAGGACUAGAGGCUGCAAGGCCUUACUGUUGUGUCUUUGUGCGGGACUCGUGCUGCUGAAUGGACUCAGAACUGUUCAAAGAAACAGAGACUGGAGCAAUGAGGAGAACCUCUACAAGUCUGGGAUUAGUGUGAAUCCCGCAAAAGCCUGGGGAAACUUGGGGAAUGUACUGAAGAAUCAGGGCAAGAUGGCGGAGGCGGAGAAGGCAUACAGAAACGCUCUGCACCACCGAGGAAACAUGGCUGACAUGCUGUAUAACCUUGGCUUGCUGCUGCAGGAGAAUGAGCGUUUUUCUGAAGCGCUGCAUUAUUACAAGCUGGCCAUUGGGAGUCGGCCAACACUGGCAUCGGCCUACUUGAACACAGGAAUCAUCCUGAUGAACCAAGGCAACCUGGAGGAGGCCAAACGCACCUUUCUGACCUGUGCCGACAUUCCAGAUGAGAACUUGAAGGACCCCCACGCCCACAAGAGCUCCGUCACCAGCUGCCUGUACAACCUGGGAAAACUGCUCCAUGAGCAGGGCCAGCAGGAGGAGGCCCUGUCUAUUUAUAGGGAAGCAGUACUGAAAAUGCCCAGACAGUUUGCACCACACAGCCUUUUCAACAUGAUGGGAGAGGCCUACAUGAGACUGAACCGGCUGGAGGAAGCAGGCCACUGGUACAGAGAGUCCCUCAGGGCCAAGCCUGACCAUAUCCCUGCCCACCUCACUUAUGGCAAACUCCUGUCCAUCAUCGGGCAGAAGACAGAAGCAGAGAAGUACUAUCUGAGAGCUAUUCAGCUUGACCCGACAAAAGGGAACUGCUACAUGCACUAUGGUCAGUUUCUGUUGGAGCAGUCUCGUCUUGGCGAGGCGGCGGAGAUGGCAGAGAGAGCUGCGGAGCUGGACAGCUCAGAGUUUGAUGUGGUCUUCAGUGCUGCUCACAUGCUCAGACAGGCCAGUCUUAAUGAGGCAGCAGAGAGGCAGUAUGAGCGUGCAGCCAGCCUCAGACCAGAUUACCCGGCUGCUCUGAUGAACCUCGGUGCCAUCCUUCACCUGAACGGGAAACUUCCCGAAGCGGAGGCCAACUACCUGCGUGCACUCCAGCUCAAGCCCGAUGACGUCAUCACUCAGUCCAACCUGCGUAAGCUGUGGAACAUCAUGGAGAGGCAGGGACUCAGGAUUAAGCAUGGCCUCGGGAUGCAGAGGAGCGACCUUUGAACUGAGAGAGUCACCGCGCUGUUCCCAUUAUGAUGACGCAGUGUGUCCUCCAGAGAACGAAGCAGGACAGCGCUGAAGGCUCAAAGCCCUCUCUACAAGACAGGAAGGACAAAUUCUGCAGAGUCGUGGCCUGUGGAUCUUAUGGAGGACAGUUUGAGGUUUGGCAUGUUUGGGUUCCAAGGGUUCAAGAGUUGUACCCAAUAAUACGUCACCACCAGUGCUGCAUGGUGGCUCAAACAAAUAAUGUCGCCUUUAUUGUUAAAUUUUAGAAAGCAAUGCUCAGAUGUUAAAUGAUGCACUGAAAGCUAAGGCAAAUAACUGCAAAGUUAAACUGCAAAAAGAAAAAAAAUGUUGAGACAAAGGAUUAUUAUUUCACUAUCAUUAAGAACUUUGGUAUGUUUUAAAGCACUUAAUUUGAAGAAUGUAGCAAAACUAUUGAAUAAUUUCUGCAGAAUGGGUUUUGAAGUUUUGGCACUGAUGGAUGAAUAAUGUCAGCUGGUUUAUGCUAAAUGGGAACAUUUUUAAGCGUCAAAGUCUACAGUACAACUGCAUAUGUGAAAGAAGCUGUAUAAGAAUAUAGUCACACAUGAGUGACAGCGGGCGAGUGAUCAUCGACUGCCGAGGCUAUAUUCGUUCUGAUUGUGGACAGUCCUGGAUUUGACACACACUGAAAGCUAACUUGAUACCAUUUUCUUUUUCUCCCUGUCUGUCUUCUGACUUUCUGCCAGGCAGGCAGUAUCUCUCUUGGAGGGCAGUUUGGAUUUUUCUUGGCUAAAAUCGUACGAUUUCGACUGGUUAAUCACGGCAGCAAUCAGUGUCUACUCCACACAUGUGUUUGCUAUUGGUUUGCUUGAAGUUCACCAAAGCUGAACUCCAUUCCACGAUCUGCCACCAGAAGCAAAUGUUUUAUUCCCCCUUUCGCUGUCACUGAACAGAAGCGUACCACAGGUACGUUUUAAUGUAUGACCGUAGCCUAAAACCUUUGUGGAUGCAGAGGGAGCUGCACAUUGCAGCUGCACGGAUCUGAUUUUCAAGACCCGCUGUCAAACCGGCACUGCAACAUGCAAUACCACACCUGCCAGACCAGCUACACUUAUGACCAAUUUAGUUGUUCCGCUACCCGACCCGACCUGUCAACACAAACCUCUCCCCCCAACCCAAAACUGCAAACCCCACUGCUAUAAUUACUAGGGCUUUAUUCGACUCAAAAUUAUGCAAGUCAAAUCAGAUUUGGCAGUUCAAUAUGAAUAUUUGACGAUUUGUUUUGUUUUCAUACAAAGUUUUUUUUAGUUUGAACGGACUCCGUGGGACGGUCAGUGUGACAACAGCAAGAAAAGUGAUGUCAUUGGAAUCAGCUGAAAGCUACGUUUAAAAGAAUAAGAAAGAAAAAGUUAGAAAGAAGCAAGAUUACGAGACCUCUGUAGCACACUCCUCAUCUCUGUUUGAGGCUAGCUGCUGCUAGCACAACACACCCAAGUCUCUGUCUGGACCGACGUCGGUCGGGUGGCAUCAUGGGUAAUGUAGGCACCAGGUUUUGAAAAAAAAAAAGAAUUUGCGGAAUAAAAAGAUGAAGAUAUCUCUGGUUUUGCUGCAUCAAUGUUGAUCCUUUUUCUUUUUAAACUGUCCAUCGUCAGUUUGACAAUGUCACUUGAGUGUAAUGUUAAAUAAGUGGAGUUUAAAAAAAUCAAUUUAAAACCUUGAAUCCUUGAACUCUAAACACAGUAAAUAUGUAAUAUUGAAAAGCAUGCCAGUACGAUGGCAUCUUCAGGUACCACCCACUAAACACAAUGCUGUGUAGUAAAUUGUUCCGACCAAUUAAACACCAGGUUUAAGCAUAAUGCAUAUCUAAUUCACGCUCUGUUGUCCAAGUCACUGAAAAAUGUUUGCACCUGGUGCAUUAUAAAUUCUUGUGACUGUAAAAAUGAAAAAGAGAACAUGAGAAAACUCCACAGCGGUGCCAAAGCUUGAACUGAGUCUUAAAGCCUCUUGUGCCAAGCAAGAACUGAAACGUGUCGUGUUUCUCGUGUCAAAUAAAGAUGUAUCAUUUCAUGUGAUCAAACUUAAUUUAUUAAUACAUGUUGUUUUAUGUGAAAAAGCCAACACUGUGCCGUCACUGUCACAGUAGCCCACCCUCUCUGAUUUCUCCACAUUGACAGGCUACAGUCGGCAACAUGACAAUUACAUUAAAAUGGUUUUUUUUUUGUUUUUUAAAUGUUAUUUUUUCCUCUCUGCUCAGGGACAUCAGGUUGUAGUUCCUGUCACAGAACGGCUUUGUGACACAGAGAGGGCUUCUUAAAUAAUGAUGUUAGUUGUUUUUCGAUGAUUGUGAUUGUUUGGUUAAA